Messenger RNA from Schistocerca nitens (vagrant locust), 459 nucleotides. RefSeq lists its product as uncharacterized. NCBI's taxonomy places the organism in Eukaryota, Metazoa, Arthropoda, Insecta, Orthoptera, Acrididae. The record is from RefSeq and is a predicted model, not a curated record. The transcript has a single exon. Bases 1 to 459 code for a protein of 152 amino acids.
AUGCCUCCCGCGCAGCUUCAUGCGGGAGCGCCCCGGGUGGUCGCUCCGGCGCCUGCGGUCCCUCUUCAGUCGCCACCGCCUUCGGAGCUGAUGGACGUCGACCCCCCAGCCGGGCCGCCUUCCCAAGCGGUGGCUGUGCAGCCUGUACUGCAGCCGCUUUCCUUGGGCACCCCCAAGGAGUCUGACACCGCAGCGCCUUGUCCGGCGCCCACUCCGCAGCCGUCGACGCAGCGCCAGGAGACGCUGCCUCUCUUCGUGGGUCCCGACGCCCCGUCGCGUCCAGUACCAGAAGCUGCGCCCGUGGUCACAGGCGUGCACCCUGACCUCGGUUUUCAGUCGGUGUUUCCCGAGGCCCCGCGCAGCCAAUGCUGGGGUGCGGACCGGGGACUGCCACCGACAACAGUCUCCGCCCCGGUCUCUUCUGCUACGUCUGCGGCCAGACCCCUCCCCCGCCGUUGA